CAGUCGGUCUGAGUUUGCCAACCAAAGCAAGUGCUUUUAUAUAGUGUGUCGGUCGGUCGUAUAUGUGGAUAUAGAGCUGAACCCCGUGCGUUUGUUUUACUUCUGUUGUAAAACUUUAAUGUGUUGUCGUCUCGUCGCGUCCUCGUCGCCGUCACCGUGUCUUGGUCUUCGCCGUGUGGUCAGGAAAGUGAAAAAUGUAAACGUCAAUAGAUUCAGUGGAUCGCGAUGAGUGCAAAAAGUAGGCUUAGAUUUUUGACCAUUUUGUGCGACGACGACGGCUGCUGGAACUGUCAUUAGAGCGGAGUGUUUAUGUUUACGUAUCGUUGAGUGGAUAAGAGCUUCGUUUAAAGUCCACGUCCCCAAAAAAAGGGGUUUUCGCGCGGGGUGCGACCUCUUGGGUUAGGAGGAAUUCGCGUUCAAGGCCGCAGAAAUGGCGGACCGGACGGCAACCCGCCAGAUGUUGACCAUCGGGUUCCUGUGCGUCCUGUGGUACAUCGUGUCCAGCAGUAACAACGUCAUCGGAAAGUGGAUCCUGAGCGAGUUCCCGUACCCGAUGACGGUGACCAUGGUCCAGCUGACCAGCAUCACGCUGUACAGUGGGCCGUUCUUCAACCUGUGGGGCGUCCGGAAGUACGUGGACAUCUCGUGGCGGUACUACUUUAAGUUUAUCGUCCCGCUGGCGCUGGGGAAGUUCCUGGCCUCGGUCACCUCUCACAUUUCGAUCUGGAAGGUGCCCGUCUCGUACGCGCACACGGUGAAAGCGACCAUGCCGCUGUUCACGGUGAUCCUGUCGCGGGUGAUCAUGCGCGAGCGCCAAACCAAGGCCGUCUACCUGAGCCUGGUGCCGAUCAUCGUGGGCGUCGGGAUAGCCACCCUGACGGAGCUGUCGUUCGACAUGAUCGGGCUGAUCAGCGCGCUGCUCGCGACGAUGGGCUUCUCGCUGCAGAACAUCUUUUCCAAGAAGGUGCUCAAGGAGACCGGCGUUCACCACCUGCGGCUGCUGCACAUCCUCGGUCGGUUGGCGCUGUUCAUGUUCCUGCCGCUGUGGAUGUACUUUGAUCUGUUCAGCGUGCUGAAGCACCCGGCGAUCACCACUGGAGACUACCGGGUGAUCGCGCUGCUCUUCACCGACGGCGUCCUGAACUGGCUCCAGAACAUCCUGGCGUUCAGCGUGCUGUCGCUGGUGACGCCGCUGACGUACGCGGUGGCCAGCGCCAGCAAGCGGAUCUUCGUGAUCGCGGUCUCGCUGUUCAUCAUCGGCAAUCCCGUCACCUGGAUGAACAUCUUCGGCAUGCUGGUCGCCAUCAUGGGCGUGCUGUGCUACAAUCGGGCCAAAUACUUCUCCCGGUUAGCGCCGUCGCGGGACACGAUCCUGCCGUACUCGAACAACAACAUCAAGUAUAAACCGCUCGAGGACAGUUCGCUGCUUGGGCAAACCGGAAACGGCCACUACGCCGGCAAGAAUGGCUACCCCACGAACGGCUCCGCUGCCGGGUACUUCCAGAACGGUGGAACGGUGCAAAAUGGCGGCGUCACGAACGCCACGACGACGACGAAUCUGCUGCUGAACAAUAGCAACAGUGCGACCACGACAACGAUAGCCGGCAACAAGAUGCUCUUUGUCUAAGCGCGCCAAGCAAUAGAAUGACACGCGAUCCGACCUUUAAUUGUACAGUUUGUCAUGUUGCCUUUGUUUUGCGGGGAUGCACGUUUUUUGACGGAUCGCGUGUCGGAUUUUCUGGAUGGCCCCUCCCCCGUGAUGCACACCUUUAUUUUGACACGAAUUUGAACGAUCCUAAAAGAGAGAGAGAUUUAUUUAUUAUGUUUUCCUCCCCUUGCAAAUGCUUGACCUUAGAGGAAAAAAAAAGUUUAGAGUUUGGUUUGUUGACGCAAUAGUAGACAUGUCUUUCAACUAAGUGGAACGAUCCUAGAUAGGGCGCAGCAGUCAGUAUUCAGAUAAGCGGGAUUUUGGAACGUACUAUACAGAUAGACAGACAGCAAAAUAUAGUAGCAGUUUUGAGAAUGAAAAAAAAAACUAUUGAACGCUAGAAAAUGGCGAACAUAAAUGUGACAACAAAUAAGGCAAAGUAAAUGAAAUAAAUGAUAUUUAUAUGACAA
Molecule: messenger RNA, 2118 nt
Organism: Culex pipiens pallens (northern house mosquito)
Lineage: Eukaryota; Metazoa; Arthropoda; Insecta; Diptera; Culicidae
Product: solute carrier family 35 member E1 homolog
Exons: 4
Coding region: 431-1627 (398 amino acids)
Cellular component (GO): Golgi apparatus
Molecular function (GO): antiporter activity
Source: RefSeq, a predicted model, not a curated record